Molecule: messenger RNA, 756 nt
Organism: Alnus glutinosa
Lineage: Eukaryota; Viridiplantae; Streptophyta; Magnoliopsida; Fagales; Betulaceae
Exons: 2
Coding region: 128-544 (138 amino acids)
Source: RefSeq, a predicted model, not a curated record
GUAUUUAUUUGUGCAAAUCUAAAUAAGAAACGGAUAGAAUUCACGGUGCCACGGCCACUUCACAGAAAUGUGAUCGAGUCUUGACUAAACUAGGCAGCAACGUAGAGCAAAGAUAGCGCAACGGAGCAUGAUCGGGGACGUAGAGAAGAUGGUGGCAGUGGGGCUAGUCUGGGGUGCCACCAACGCUAUCAUGCGCCGCGGCGCGCUGCUCUGGGACGAGGCCCUCAAAUCCAGUUCGAGGCCACCACAAGCACAAGAACAAGCACCGCCCCACCACAAGAUCAUCGCUUCGCUCAAGAAUUGGCUCACCCUCCUCUCGAUCUGGCAGUACUCGGUCCCCUUCUUGAUAAACCUCUCGGCCUCCGCUACCUUCUUCGCCAUUCUAAGCCACACCCCAAUCUCUCUCACCGUGCCUGUCACCAAUGCCACGACGUUUGCUGCCACGGCCGUCUUCGGAUUGCUGUUGGGGGAGAAGACCCGCGUGGCCCACGCUUUGAUUGGUGGUAGGAAUGUCCGGAUUGUAAAGAAGUGUUUGGAGGCUUAGCUGCCUGCUGGGACACGGCUUGAGUUGUAUGUUGCGUGCAUGGCACUAAGUAUGGCUGGCCCACGAUGGCAUCCCAACUGUCCUUGAGUGGCCGAUUUUUUAUUUUUUGUUUUUGUUUUUUUUUGUUUUGAUUGAUUGUUUGUUUGUUUGUUUUUGUUUUUAUUUUUUCUUCUUCUGUAAUUUAGUUUAAAAUAACAUUUUUUUUUGUCUAA